UUCACGUUUGGUUUUAUGCUGAGUGUGAUGACAGUAAAGCGGACUCUGGUUCCAAAAUAAGAAAAACAAGGGUACUUUACAUGAAUCAUAGAUGUAUAAAUAAACAUUAAGUCAUAGCCUUCUAAAAAGUCGCUCGGUGAGUCAUUGCUCUUCUAGGAGCUGGAAAUCAAAUAAAAUUCUGCUGGCUGAUGUAACAGUGAAAGCUGUAAAGGCAGUUUUAAUUUUCUGUUGUGAAUGUUCACAGAAAGACCCAGAAAAUUCCAGAAAUUUGGUGAAAGGUGUUCGUUGCUUCGACGGAAGAAAAAAAGAGAAAACAAUGUAACCAGGGAAACCGGUCUGUGGUUUGCAAUGGAAAAGCCCUUACGUAGUGAACGUGAUGACGUGGGAGGCGUAACCUCAUAGACGUAACAAACCGACAUGUUUUGACAUGCCGCACACAGUCCCAGACCUCAGUCACUCAGUGAGCACCAGACGGAGAGCACCACAGCUGGAGAGCACCACAGCCCGCAGUCCUCAGUCUUUCUCCCGGGUCUUCUAAUGGUUCACAUCACAGACUUCAUGCUCGGCUUCACUGUUCCUCUCUUGACUUUCUUGGUACCCUUCACUACGGCAGCCCGGACGGACGUUGAUUCUCAGCCUCAGGUGAUUGGAUCCCUUGAGCCAAUUGUUGCUGUUCUGGGCGAUGAUGUCAUUCUGCCAUGCCACCUGGAGCCCAAAUUCAACGUGCAGCGUCUGACAGUAGAAUGGUCGAAGCCUGACCUCAAGCCAGACCCCUUGGACCCGCUGAGCCGGGUCGAGUACGUGCACCUUUACAGGGACCGACAAGAAGUCCCGGACAUGAAGAUCGAGUCGUACAUCAGGAGGACGGCUCUGUUCACUGACGAGCUGAGAGAGGGAAACAUUUCGCUGAAGAUCAUGAACGUGACGCUUGCAGAUGCGGGCAGAUACAGAUGUUUCAUCCCCAAGUUAAAAAGCAGAGUGAAGGAGUCGGUUAUUUACCUUACUGUUGUACCAAAAACUGUUACAACAACAGAGACGCCGCUGCAUCCCCAGACUCCAGAUCCAAAUGAGACAGAUGUUAAAGGUGGUCGGAGCAAUCAUGGUUUGUGGAUCUUUAUGGGGGUUGCCUGCAUCUUACUGAUCCUGGGCAGUGGAGUCGCUGGAUAUUUAUUGAUACACAGGCGUGAAAAACAAAAUCAUACAAAGUAUGACAUGGCCUCAACCAUAGCCCUUCCAACCUAGGUGCCUUGCUCAAAGACACGUUUGAGGUAUUUGUUAAUGGAGAUCGGAGCUAGGAUUUAAAUCAUCAGCAUAUCUGACGGGACCAGCAGCAGAGAGAUCUCCUUGAUGGAUGCAGAUUAUCAUCGGAACAGAAUGCACAGUCUGAUUUGAAGGUGACCCUCAAUGGCCUUUGACGACUGUAUGAUUCGCUGGAGGAAUCCGAUCCCUGUGAAAACAGGCAAAUUCAAAAGCAACACCUGAUGAAAUCUUCCUGAGCAUGUUUGGUCAAAAGAAGUCCAGCCCGCAGAAGAACUGUGCCAAAACCUUGAACCCUAUUUUGGACUCACCACGAUCAGCAACAGGAUUGCUGUGCAUCUGCCAAAGACUUUUGUUUUCUGUUAAAAGAAAGAAGCCAAAUUUAGGCCAGCAGUACUUUUUUUGGACUAUCUUUUCGUGAAGAUGAUAGCUAUGGUAUUUCACCUGACCUCAAAGAGAGCCAUGACGGAUGGAAAGGAUGACGACAAGUUUGUUUCGUCAUCGUCUGCCCUUCCAAAAGAGGAUAAUUGUGAGUGAAAUACUUCAUUAGCAAACAGACUUUUUUAGGCCUGUUGUUGUAGUAGAUGACACAUCAGGCUCUGUUGGUAACCUCCACGACAUUUUGCUACGAGCUGGUUGCACCAGUUGUUUGUAACUUAGCCUAGUCACUAAAUAAAAACAGUUUGCACCUUACAAAGUACCUCUAUCACAAAAAUGAUGCGUCACACACACACACCACCGCCCAUCCAGACCACUCUUUCCUGGGCGAUAGUGUGAGCAAGCGAGGUGUGUGUUUAUGUAUCUGCCGGGCUCCAGACUGCAACUAUUUAGUGGCAUUUUGCGACCAUGGAGCACCCGUGCAACUUGCAAAUACUAUUAAUGCAUGAAUUGGAGAGCUGUUAGUUUAUUCACUGUGAGCAGGAAGUAAACUAUCAAUGUUAAAGCCACUACAGUAACAGCUUAACCUAAUUUGUUUAACAAUAGUUUGAGCAGUUGAGACGCAUAUUUUUGAAUCUGCCGGGCUCCAGACUGCAAAUAUGUAGUGGCAUUUUGCGACCAUGGAGCACCAGUGCAAAUUGCAAAUACGAAUGUAUAAACUUGAGAGCUGAUAGUUUACUUCCUGCUCACAUUGAAUACAUCCUCACGGUUUAACUUAACUCCAACUGCUAACAACAACUGUUGACCAGAACCUUCACGUUCACAUCAAAAACAUCAACGCUUCCUACCAGAGACAAGGUGCCACUUUAUUUACUUUACUUGAAUUAUUUUUAUGACAGUACUUUAAUGUUAUUAUGUAACACUAGCUACUUUAUUUAAAUCUAUUGUAACAAUAUGUUAUUUAGCACUUAAGCACUUCAUUUUAGUUGUCUACGGUAGUAAAGAUGAAUUUCAAAAUAUCACGAUAUAGACUGUGUAUCAUGAUUUAGCCUAAAAAUAUUGUGAUAUCAGUUAUAGCCAAUAUUGCUCCGCCCUGCAACCACUAAUCUCCAGGUGUAACGUUAGCUUGCUAAUAUCUCACCUGAGUUAAGAAUAAGGUUAACACAUGAGCAAAUGUGGGCGAGUGAUCGUCGUCUAACGAGGCGAUAUUCAUGAUGAGCGUGGGCAGUGCCUGAUGUGACGCAGAACUACCUCUCUAAAGCAUGAUGUUAUCUGUGCAUAUUCCAUUUUCUUACAUUUCAUGCCUGUCUCCUAAAUCGCUGUCAGCCAGGCAGCAUCUCUCAUGUGUGGCACUUUGUAUUUUUUAGGGCCAAAAUUGUAAAAAUGUCUGCUUAGCAAAGAGUCCGACUCAUUGUCAUGGACAGAAUUUCCUAAGUUUUCCACGACUUUCCAAGGACCCUUUAUGGCAUUCCCAUGACCAUUCAGAAUGUAUCACAUGACCAGAACUGUAAGGUACACUUAACCGUUUUGUUACUUAACAGAUGAUUGCCAACAUAAGCUAAACCAAAGUAAUAAAUACACAGAAUAAAAAAAGAUUAAUCUGUUGUGCCUGUGAAACUGUUAUUUUCCGAGGUUGGGCUAACUUGUCUGGCAUUUCCAAGCAAUUGAUCAACACAUUGCCAAAGUCUUUCCUGAGCUAAGACGUUUAAUGGUGCAACUUGAUUUAGCAAAUCACUGAAUAUCUGGUGCAACCCAAUCCAGAGUUUCAGCUUAUUUACACUGGAUGAAGAAGAAAAAUGGGUAUAUUUUUUGUUUUUUUAUGAUUAAUUUAUUUAACAUGUAAUUAAUUCUCCCACCUGUUUAGACUGAUUAUAAAUCACAGUUAAUAGUGUUACAACAGUGGCUAUGUUUACAUGCACACUAAUAUUCAGCUGUUAUUUCAAAUUUAAACAGCAAUAUUCCAUGUCGAUAUAAAGAAUUAGGCUUUUUUAUUUCUGGCCAAAUUCUGGCACAAGUGACAGCCGUUCCAAUUUUCCAUAUUUUGGUGUGAUAAAUGACUUGUUGUGACACGUUAAUCAGAGUGCGCACGGCUGCAUGUAAAUGUAAAUUUUAGUUUGAUAUUCAUUUUCAUUAGUCGGUAUGUUGUCUUUUUUGGAAAAAGGGCAAAAACUGAAAUAUAUUGUGCAUGUAAACAUAAUCAGUGUGAUUUAAAAGAGGGUGGUGUGUCUGACACUUACUUAUGUUUGAGUAAUAACUGAUUUGAGGUCACCACACCUUGUUUCAUGUGUCAGUGUGACUGAAAGUGAGCCCACAGUGAGGGUGUGUGACCGGGUGUGUCCUAAAUUGAAACAUGAUAAAAUGAUAGACUUCAAACGGCAAUUUUCUGGCACAUGUGAUUCUUUAAGAUUAAGAAAUAGCUCAGCUGAAGUUGAAGCCAUCUCCAUGCUGUUGACAUCUACCGUGAGCGUGCCUUUGAGCAGGACACCGAGCCCUCGCUGUAGUUCUGUAUAUUCAUUGUUGCAUUGUUAUGUUCAAUAUUUUAAAAAAAAAAAAGUCCAAAAAAGUUUGGAUGUGUUUUUCUGUACCUCUUGCACUUUGAAUCAGUUUAUAAGACUGACCUCUGCUAUGUUAAUCUGUUUAAGCACUGACUUAAAAUCUGAAGAAAAAAAGCGGAUUAAAUGUUACUUUCUGUUUCAGGGAUAUUACAAUGCAGCACAGUAUUUAGAGUUUUUACAUCAAAGUAUUGUAUGCUUUUACGUACAAGUAUUGUAUGCCUUUACAUUAAAGUAUUGUAUGCUUCAAUGUUUAAUUGAACACAGGGUACAAGAGACCGAAUAAACUAUAUUUCUAAAAUAA
Molecule: messenger RNA, 4491 nt
Organism: Epinephelus lanceolatus (giant grouper)
Lineage: Eukaryota; Metazoa; Chordata; Actinopteri; Perciformes; Serranidae
Product: butyrophilin subfamily 1 member A1-like
Biological process (GO): T cell receptor signaling pathway; regulation of cytokine production
Cellular component (GO): external side of plasma membrane
Molecular function (GO): signaling receptor binding
Source: RefSeq, a predicted model, not a curated record